Messenger RNA from Dioscorea cayenensis subsp. rotundata (Guinea yam), 5717 nucleotides. RefSeq lists its product as uncharacterized. Gene Ontology annotation, molecular function: protein binding; cysteine-type deubiquitinase activity. Lineage: Eukaryota; Viridiplantae; Streptophyta; Magnoliopsida; Dioscoreales; Dioscoreaceae. Gene Ontology annotation, biological process: protein deubiquitination. The record is from RefSeq and is a predicted model, not a curated record.
UCUUCUUCUCUCCCACCCUCCCUCCUCCCCAUCACCACUGCUACCCUUCUCCCCCUCCCUCUGCGCCGCUCUCUCCUCCUCCGAUCCCUCCGCCAUUCCUCCAUGAUCACCGUUCUUGACCUCCAUUCUGAUUAGCUCUUGCUUUUUUUGUUCUCUUUUUUUCCAUUUUUUUUUUGACCUUUGGGAUCUUUCAUGGGGCGGAACAAUCGCAAGAAGAGCUCUGAUGGGGCGAAGACGGCGAAGGCGGCAUCGGAAGUCACUGGGGCGACGGUGCGGGCUGAGUGUGAGCGAGCCUUGGUUGCUGUGCGGCGUGGAAAUCAUCGCCGGGCUUUGAGCAUGAUGAAGGAUGCGUCGCCGAGGUUAUCGAGUUCUCCGUUGUUUCAUCGUGCGGUUGGUACUGUGUAUCUUAAGGUGGCGUCGUUGCUUGAUGACCCGGUGCAGAAGAUCCGGAACCUCCGAUCAGCUGUCGACUCUGCUCGCUUGGCUACUGAGAUGUCGCCGGGUUCUGUGGAGCUUGCGCACUUUCUUGCUUCGCUUCUGUUUGAGGCAUCGUCGCAUGAGUGCAAAGGGUUUGAUGAUGUUGUGGCGGAGUGUGAGCGGGCGUUGGCGAUUGAGAACCCUAGCGAUCCUUCCGUUGAUUCGCUUGUCGUUGAUGAAGGCGCGUCGAAGGAGGGUUCGGUAGAGGCGAGGAUUGCGCAUGUGCAGCAAGAGCUCCGCGGGCUCAUCCAGAAGUCGAGCCUGGCGUCCAUCUCGACCUGGAUGAAAAGGCUCGGGAAUGGGACCGGCAACGGCGAAGACAAGAUCCGGCUCAUCCCGAUGCAACGCAUCAACGAGGAUCCCGUCGAGGUGCGUCUCGUUCCUGCCGCACCACGUCGACCGAACGAAAUCAAGAAGGUCACCAAGACCCCUGAGGAGCGGCGGAAAGAGAUCGAGGUGCGGGUCGCUGCCGCGCGAUACCUCCAGCAGAGGCCUGAAUCCACGAUGACCAAGAAGGAGGAGGACGCCAUCGACGCCCUUGACUCCAUGUCCUCCUCACCCUCCUCGCACGGUGCCCAACGGCUUGUGGAGCGCCGCAAGAUGCAGAGUUUGAAGAAAAUCACGGCAUCUGCUGAGAGGAUGGGGCAGUCGCGCAUGUAUUGGAACUCGAUGGACAUUGAGAGGAGGAGGGAGUUCCUCAAGGUGAGCGUUUCUGAUCUGAUGGAACAUUAUAUCAAAGAUAACCUCGCUUCAGAGGUUCUUUCAGAGGCUUUGGCGUUUGUGGAGGCCAAGAAUUCGUGGGCUUUCUGGGAAUGCUGUCGGUGCAAAGAAAAAUUUAUGGAUAGUGAGUCCCUAACACAGCAUGUUGUUGCAGAGCAUACGUCCAGCCUCUCGGCCAAACAUCAGGAGGUGUUGCCUCAAGAAGUUAGCAGUGAAUGGGUUGAGAUGCUUGUGAAUGGCAGCUGGAAGCCUAUUGAUUCUUCUGCUACUGUGAAGAUGAUUGAAAAGCAGCUCAAAUCCCAAUCUAGUGCGAUGGAUAUUGACUCUGACGGUGGCUGCAAGGAGGACUCCCCUUCUGAGUAUUGGAGUUCCAAAGACACCUCCGGUUCUUCCUCUUUGCCCCAGCAAGGAGAGCCUGAUGAGAUAUCUGAUUUUGAUUCAAAGGAAGGCAUUGAUGCUUCUCAAAGAUGGCCAAUUUCAGAUGACCCAGAGAGAACCAAGUUUCUGGAGAGGAUUCAGGGCAUGUUUCACCUGCUGAUUAAACACAAAAAUCUCUCUGCUAGGCAUCUUGACAAAGUGAUAGGGUAUGCCAUGGAUGAGGUCCGGAGCCUCACAUCUGGUAUGCUGCCAACGAACCACGCCUUGGACCAGUCACCUUUGUGCAUAUGUUUCUUGGGUUCUUCCGAGCUCAAGAAAGUUCUGCAAUUCUUGCACGAGCUCUCACAAACUUCUGGUUUAAACAGACAAUUUGAGAAAGAUAGCUUGGGCGGUGAUGCAAAUUCUGGAAAUCAGGAGAGCGAGAUAAUCGAGAAUGAUAUUCUCACUUUUGAUUCAUCAAAAGUUUUGCUGGAUCCCCGAUUCUUUAGUGGUGAACAUCCUUGUAAUGGUUUCUAUAAGUUGUGUGGUGCCACGGAAAGUGAGCUUGAUGCAGGUUCUCUUGUUACUUGGUUGUUUAGUGAGCCGACAAGCGCAGAGCAGCUUUUGACUUGGUGUCGCAUGCGAGAGGAGAAGACAAACCAGGGUUCGGAGAUUCUUCAGAUGUUCGAGAAGGAAUUUUCCCUCUUGCAGAAUAUGUGUGAAGGAAAAUAUGAACAGAUCAACUAUGAGAAGGCAUUGGUUAGAAUUGAAAGCCUUUGUCAAGAAGAGAUUAAGAAUAGGGAGCUUUCUGCUAAAGUCUGUCAAAGUUAUGAGACAAUUCUAAAGAAGAGGCAAGAAGAACUUGAAAAGGAAAAUGAUGGGAAACAGGCCCUUAAAUUUGAGCUUGAAUUGAUUUCAAAAAUUCUUAAGGACGCACAAACUUUAAAUGCAUCUCAUUAUGGGUUUGAUGAGACUCUGUCUGGUGUGACUGCUCGUCUGUAUGAUUUGGAACAUGGUGUGGAAGAUGACGUUAAAACUCAGGAGCAAAUUCGGCAAUUAGAUGAGUGCGUGCAGGCAGCAAUUAUAAGAAAUAAGGAACAAUAUUCUCCAGAGCUCAAUAAGAUGGAUGCGAGGAUAAUGAGGAAUCUGACCAACAUUCAGCAAUUAAAGCGCAAGAUUGGGCCUACAUCUGCUUUUGAUUAUCAAACUGUUAUGGUGCCUAUGGUGAAAUCUUUCCUUCGGUUUAUCUUGGAAACUCUAGUGGACAAAGAUGCCAAAGAGAAGUCUGAUGCUGUAAGCCAAGCCUUGUUAGCUGAACUUGAGCAUGAUGCUAAGAAGAAUGCAAUGAAAGGAGGUGAUCAUUCAAAGCAGUCUCAAGACAAGUCAAAGGAUAAAAAGAAGAACAGAGAUAACCGCAAAUCGAAAGACCUGAAGGUUGUUGGGUAUGAUGGGUCACUUCAUGAAGAACAUGCCAAAGAAGAUGGAUUUCAUGCUGCAACUGAUAAAAGUCAUACUGAUUUGGGAGUGGUUCCCAUUGGUGAGCACUUUAACCAACAAGAAGAGGACCUCAGACGCAAAGUUGAGAUUGAGGAGGAAGAAAGAAAGCUUGAGGAAACAUUAGAGUAUCAAAGGCGGAUUGAAAAUGAGGCAAAACAAAGACACCUUGCAGAAAGAUCAAGGAGAGAUGUUGAAGUUCCCCGAAGCAAUGCAGUAGAAGGGCAAUGUAGUGUACUUCUGGACCACAGUGUGGAUCAAAUACAUCAAAAAGGUGGCUUAAAUGUUUAUGAUGAAGAGACCAUGGAAAACAGCAGCUGCUCUGUUGAGUCAAAAAGCAUUAUAUUUGGGAGCUUUGAUAGUAAUGAUAUUUUUGCACUUAGUGACCAUCCAGAUCAGGGUGCCCAGUCCCACCAAUCUAAAACUAUAUCGGAUCCAAAUCAACUACCGAGUCCAGAAGCUAGGGAAGUAAUGUGCGCUGACAAUGUUAAACUUCGGAAAGGCGGCAAUACUGAUUUUUUACCUUCCACUCAACAUGUGGAUUUAUCUAGUGAUUUGUGUAAUUUGAAAGUGAAUAACAAUACAGAAAAAAUCGUUACCGAAAUAUCUUCUGCAAAUUUUAGUCUGCAAAAGAAUAAAAGACCUAGGCGAGGCAGAUCAGGAGGUACGCAAAUCGCUCAUGGGAAAUCUGCUUCAACAACAAACAAAGAAGGACUUGAUGUUCCAGUUUCAAUGCCGUCUUCAAUGGUAUCUCCAACAUCAGAUUCUGGCUCAUCUACGAAUGACUUUGUAGGCAAUAAUUCUGGAGGAAAAGAUUUAUUCGGGGCUGGCUUGAAGAAUGAUGCCGGAGAAUAUAAUUGUUUCCUGAAUGUGAUCAUCCAAUCGUUGUGGCAUUUAAGAAGGUUUCGUGAUGAGUUCCUGAGAAUUUCGUCACUGCACAAGCAUAUGACCGAUCCUUGUGUUGUCUGUGCACUGUAUGAUAUAUUUACUGAUUUGAGCAAAGCAUCUGAGUUACAGAAAGACGUCGUUGAUCCUAACUGUCUGAGGGUUGCUUUGAGCAAACUUGAUGUUCACAGCAAUGUCCUCCAGGAGGGGCAGAUGAAUGAUGCAUCUGAGGUUCUGGAAGUUAUUUUCAACUGUUUGCAUCGUUCUUUCACAUCUUCUGUUGAACCUGAUUCUGGAUCAGUCAAAACCAAGUGGACUGGUUCAUGGGAGUGUGAAGAUGAUUCUUGUGUGGCGCAUAAUCUGUUUGGAAUGAAUAUACGUGAACUUAUGUUCUGUCGCAGCUGUUCCGUGGAAUCCAGGCAUCUGAAGUACACUUCAUUUUUCCACAACAUCAAUGCAAGUUCACUCCGAAAAAUGAAGGACCAGCAUGCUGAGAGCCCUUUUCAUGAACUUCUAAAGUUUGUGGAGAGGAAUCACCAAUUGCCAUGUGAUGUGGAUGCUGGCGGUUGCGGAAAUAUGAACUACAUAACUCAAAGUCUUUCCAGUUCACCACAUAUUUUCACAGUUGUCUUGGGCUGGCAGAACACGAAUGAAAGUGCGGAUGAUAUUUCAGCAACAUUAGCAGCCAUCACAACUGAUGUAGAAAUUGGUAGUUUGUAUGGCGGUCUAAAUCAAGGAAACAAGCAUGUACUUGUCUCAGUGGUCUGUUAUUAUGGCCAACAUUAUCACUGUUUUGCAUACAGCUCUGAACAUAAGAAGUGGUUCAGAUAUGAUGACCGGCAUGUGAAGGUUAUUGGUGAGUGGGAUGAAGUUCUUAAUGUGUGUAGAAAAGGACACUUGCAACCUCAAGUCCUUUUCUAUGAGUCUGUGAAUUAGUCCUCUUCAGUAAAGCGCAUCGUAAACUAGUUGGCUUGUGCAUGAGAUCCUCUCUAUGUUCAGGGAUUUAUACACUGUUGUCGUUGGUGUUCGGUUGAUGUUCAAAUUUUAAGUGAUCAUCAUCACUGUCAUUGCGACUAUUGCAACUUAUCAGUUACAGAUGAGCAAGUAACUGUUUGAAUGGUGGAAGGAAGGCAUAUUAACAGGGCGGAUUGAUUGGGUUUCUAGAUGGUCCAAUAAAACCAGCAUGAAAGAUGACUUUUGACACCAGGAGUUGAGACUACCAGAACUUGACCAGAUUUUGAAUAUUGACCCCAGCCUUUUGUGAAAGUUGAGUUUUUUUUUUUCCCUUCUCCUUUUUGUUUUCUUUUCCUUAAUAAGGUGGUGAUAUCAAUGGGGCUAGAAUAUAGCUUACUGAAGAUGCUUAAUAAUUACCAAGCUUGUGUGGGAUAAUACCGGUUCAUACCUCAGUUGAAGCUGAUUUUUGUCCAUAGAUUUUGUUCGACAAUCACAGUGAUGCUCAGUGGGUUCGAAUUCUUCUAUACACUAUGGGGAUGCCAAGGAAAGAAGGGAAAUCGCUGCUUUGUUUUGGCUGGAACAACAAUAAUCAUCAGAUUCCCUUUACAGAGAACUGAGCAUGCGGGGCUUUUACUUGUAUAGAGAGUUGUGUACCUCAUUGUAUAACAGAUGAAAAGGUUUAGAUGAUGCUGAAAAGAAUCAUAGGGUGACUUAAUUUUGAUAUCUUUCAAAAUUUUUAUCCUUGCACUUGUUAAUUGGUUCCUAUUUCCUGUCUGUUUACUUUUCACAAUUCCAUUCAUCUGUAGAAUUAGCCUUGAAAUUCAGUUGCU